Messenger RNA from Schistocerca americana (American grasshopper), 1041 nucleotides. Its product is annotated as sialin-like. Gene Ontology annotation, biological process: transmembrane transport; monoatomic anion transport. The transcript is spliced from 6 exons. Gene Ontology annotation, molecular function: transmembrane transporter activity. Bases 1 to 1041 code for a protein of 346 amino acids. The record is from RefSeq and is a predicted model, not a curated record. NCBI's taxonomy places the organism in Eukaryota, Metazoa, Arthropoda, Insecta, Orthoptera, Acrididae.
AUGUACAUCGGCAUCAUCGCGUCCAUGGCGCUGACGGGCGCCAUGUGCGAGAUGGCCGGCGGCUGGCCACUCGCCUUCUACUCCUUCGGCGCCAUCGGCCUGCUCUGGUGCGUCCCCUGGUUCCUGCUGGUCGCCGACUCGCCGGCCAAGCAUCCAAGCAUCGACCCUGCCGAGCGCUGCUACAUAGAGGCCUACGUCCUGCCCAUCAACAAGGAAAGCGACGAGCAUGCUCCGCAGCUGUUUCUCAUGUUCACGGAAGAGACUUUCUCCACCGUGCGUGUCGUUACGUUGCAGAAGCGACUGCCCGUGCCGUGGAAGAGCGUGCUGACGACCCCGGCGCUGUGGGCCCUCAUCGCCAUCAUGGUGACCUUCGACUGGACCUUCUAUAUCUACAUCUCCUCACUGCCCCUCUACCUCGCCAGCGUCCUCCACUUCGAUAUGCAAAGUAACGGCUUCCUGUCGGCCGCGCCCCACGUUAUAAGUGCGGGCGGCAGUCUGUUCUUCGGAUGGCUCACCGAUUUUGUGUUCCGGAAGGGCUACAUAUCCAAACUUCACGGAUUUCGCAUUAUAAACGGAAUGGGUACUCUGGUGCCGACAGCGACGCUGAUCGUGGUCUCGCAGGUGGGCUGCAACGCGCCUGUGAUCGUGGCUGUGCUGGCGAUCAACGGCUUCCUCAUGUCCACCAACUGCUCGGGGCCCUACAUGAACAUGCAUGUCAUCGCACCCAACUACUCCGGGACGGUUGUCGGCAUUGUCAACACAUUCGCCAACCUGACAGGGAUCGUCGUCCCGUAUAUUGUCGGCGCCUUCACCAGCGCCAAUCAAACGCGGGCAGGCUGGAACAACGUGUUCUACGUGACUGUGGCGCUGUCAGUGGUGGCAUACCUGGUGUAUGCCAUCUUCACAUCAGCGGAGGCUCAACCUUGGAACGAUCCACCCUCAGAGAAAACAGCUGAAGUGAAACGCCAGGAUGGUAUUGAUAAUGUAACAUUCAACAGCGAGGAUGUGCGCCAUGGAGGACUGCGAUCUUUUGACACAUAG